This is a messenger RNA of Ilex paraguariensis (yerba mate), 1341 nucleotides long. The record is from the annotation of a GenBank genome assembly. NCBI's taxonomy places the organism in Eukaryota, Viridiplantae, Streptophyta, Magnoliopsida, Aquifoliales, Aquifoliaceae.
CCCUCUCUCUCUCUCUCUGUCUCUGUCCCAUCCAUUAGUCCUCAUAAAAAAACCCAUUCUCUCUCCCUCUCCACACCUCUCUUCAUCUCUCUCACUCUCUGAUACCCACUUUAAUUUUGGAUAAGGAUAAUGGGCACACCAUUGCCUGAAAAGUUCAGUAGCACCAAGAGGAAAAGGGCUAUCAAAGAGCUAGUUAAUGGCCGUAAAUUUGCAACUCAACUUCAAGUUUUACUUGAAAAACCCCAUGGAGAUCAUGGGUAUGUUUCAUCAGCUGAAGAACUUGCCGAGAAAAUCUUGACAUCUUUUACAGAGACCCUAUCUGUGUUGAAUUCUUGUGACGGUGAUCUAGUUCAGAUUCACCCAACUGCCCAUGUGGGUUCUACUUGUUACAGUGAUGGAGCUUCUCAAGAUUGCGGCGAUAGUCGGACCAACCCCGCCGCAAAGGAUCGAAGAGGUUCUUACAAGAGAAGAAAGACUUCAGACUCAUGGAUAAUCGUCUCCCACACAAUGGAAGACAGCAAUGCAUGGAGGAAAUAUGGACAAAAGGAGAUCCUCAAUGCCAAAUAUCCAAGGUGUUACUUUAGGUGCACACACAAGCAUGAUCAAGGCUGUCGAGCCACUAAACAAGUUCAAAGGACAGAAGAGGACCCUAUGAAGUAUCAAACCACAUACUUUGGUCAUCAUACCUGUAAAGCAAGAUUGAAGGGUCCACAACUAAUCUUUUCGGAUCCGGAUCCUCCUGCAGAAUCGUAUUUGCUUAAUUUUGAAUCAAAUAAUAUUCCAAGCAACAAACAGAAUCAUCCCUCCUUGAAAGAAGAAUCUAAGGAAGAUACACAUAGUGAGCUCUCCGACAACGUAUCAUCGAUGGAUUCAAUUUGGUGGCCAGAUCUAAUGGCCUUGGAAUCAUCCAGACUUGGGAUGAUGUUGGGUCCGAAAAUGGGAUCCGAUUAUGAAGAUAUGGGUUCUAGUGUUUAUUCGAAUGCAGUAUCGGCUAGUUCUCAUGGUUUGGAGAUUGAUACUUUGAUCAACACUGUUGAUUUUGACAAUGAGUUUCAGCUUGAUGAGAUUGAGUUUCUUUAGGUUCCCCAGUGAAGAGAAUUUUCAUUAAAAUAAUGUGAUGUAAUGUAAUGUAAUUUCAGCUUUGUACUUUCCCAGAUGAUUAUGUUCAUUGGUAUAACCAUAUGCUUUUAGGACUCCUAUCAGAAAUCUUUGCCUCUUUUGUAACUUUUGCCCACCAGAUGGAUGGGAUUAGGGAAUUGAGGCAAAGCUACAAGCAGACUGGAAGAGUCAUCUGGAAGCCUAAGGGUUAGAUCAUGUAAUAAUAGUAAUAAUAGAAACGAG